AGGACGCGUGCAGGGCAGCGGAGCACAAUCCAUGUGCAGUGGGCACGUGUGUGAAUGAUGGCAAGGGGUCAUACUCGUGUGUGUGCCCUUCGAGAUUCAGGCAGGGCACCACCGUUGAUGGCACCUUCUCCUGUGGUCCAGUCUCUAACCGCCUACUUCUCCCUACUCCCACCGAGCCCUGCGCAGCAGCCUUCCAGGCGCUCAACCCCGGGCUGGACUGCUCAGGCAGCGGGGAGCUGGUGGACAGCCAGGCGGCCGGGGAGACGUGCGACCAGAUCCGCUCUGUGCCCUCCCCGCCGCUCUCCCCUCUCGAGCUCUUCCGCCUCAACCCCGGCAUCAAGUGCAGCCGCCUCGUGCCCAAGACUGACGUCGGCAGCCUUACGGGCUUCGAGGUUUCCCUCUGCUCUCCCCCUCGCACUGUUUCCUCGCACCACCCUCUUCCCUCCAUCACCCUCCCUUCCUCUUCCCCACCAACUUCCUCCAUCCACUCUCUCGUUUUCUUUUGUCUCUCCAACCCGCACCAUUUCCACCCUCCUCCACGCCCCUAUCCUCCUGCCUCUACUUUCCUCAGCCUUACCAGAUCCUAG
Molecule: messenger RNA, 587 nt
Organism: Closterium sp. Naga37s-1
Lineage: Eukaryota; Viridiplantae; Streptophyta; Zygnematophyceae; Desmidiales; Closteriaceae
Source: the annotation of a GenBank genome assembly